Molecule: messenger RNA, 12849 nt
Organism: Sardina pilchardus (European sardine)
Lineage: Eukaryota; Metazoa; Chordata; Actinopteri; Clupeiformes; Clupeidae
Gene: hmcn2
Product: hemicentin 2
Exons: 83
Coding region: 1-12849 (4282 amino acids)
Biological process (GO): homophilic cell-cell adhesion
Cellular component (GO): plasma membrane
Molecular function (GO): calcium ion binding
Source: RefSeq, a predicted model, not a curated record
AUGGCCGGCAACUGGAUACAGUUUUUGGCGUUAGCGCUGUUUAUCAGCGCGCAGCCAAUCUACGGCAUCCCCCGGGCAGAGGGCCACUUUGGCCCCGGUGACAGCGCUUCCACUCUGGCCUUCGUCUUCGAUGUUACCGGCUCAAUGUACGAUGACCUCAAACAAGUGAUAGAAGGCGCGUCUCGGAUUCUGGAGAAGACUUUAAAUCGGAGGACAAAACCCAUCAAGAACUUUGUCUUGGUACCUUUCCAUGAUCCAGACAUCGGUCCCGUGUCCAUCACCACUGACCCUAAGAAGUUCCAGAGGGACCUUCAGGAUCUGUUUGUUCAGGGUGGAGGGGAUUGUCCAGAGAUGAGUAUCGGGGCGAUUAAGAAGGCUCUGGAGGUGUCUCUGCCCGGCUCCUUCAUCUACGUGUUCACAGACGCCCGCGCCAAAGACUACCGCCUCAAACGCGACGUCCUGCAGCUGGUGCAGCUCCGCCAGUCUCAGGUGGUGUUUGUGCUGACCGGAGACUGUGGCGACCGCACCCAGCCCGGUUACAGGGCCUACGAGGAGAUCGCCGCCACCAGCUCAGGACAGAUCUUCCACCUGGACAAGCAGCAGGUCAACGAGGUGCUGAAAUGGGUGGAGGAGACGGUGCAGUCGAUGAAGGUGCACCUGCUCUCGUCGGACCACGAGCAUGCGGAGGAGAACACGUGGGAGUUGCCCUUUGACCCCAGCCUCAAAGAGGUCACCGUGUCGCUCAGCGGCCCUGCGCCCCUCAUCCAACUCCGAGACCCCCUCGGUCACAUGGUUGGUGAACACCAGGGGCUGACGGAACUCCUGAAUAUCCCAAACUCCGCCCGAGUGGUCAAUCUGAAGAACCCACGACCAGGUGCAUGGACACUAAAGGUGGGCUGUGCCGGGCGACACACACUCCGUGUGACUGGGGUCAGUAGCCUGGACUUCAGAGCAGGAUUCUCCAGCGUCCCUGUGUCCGAAUUCAACCACACCAGAGAGAGGCCCAUCAAAGGUCUGCCCACUCACGUGCUGCUGAAGUGCUCGGGUCUGACCCCCCCGGGGCUGAUCACACACACGGAGCUGGUGUCGGCGGGCGGGCGCUCUCUCCGCACCCUCCCCGUGCCCCUGCCCGCUGACCGCGGCUCCGGUGGCCUCUGGAGCAUCCCGGAGUUCCGCACGCCCUCCCAGAGCUUCUUCAUGAAGGUGUGCGGGAAAGAUGCCGACGGGUUCCCCUUCCAACGCCUCUCCACCGUGUCCUACACAAACAUCAUCCCAGUGCCCCCCUCUGUGAGCAUGCCUGCGGUGGUGCGAGGGUUCUACAUGCAGCCUGCGCUGCUCAGCUGCUCAGUGGACAGCGACGUUCCGUUCCGGCUCCGCUUCACCCGAGAUGGAGUCACUCUGGGACAGGAGAAGCCCUUCCAGUCCUCUGGCAAAGCAUCAUGGGAAAUCCCGUACGCGUCCGGCAACGAUGAGGGCUUCUACGAGUGUGUGGCCCAGAGUACUGCUGGCACCGGACGAGCCAUCACACAACUCACCGUCACAGAGCCUCCUCCGGUGUUGCGUCCGGCGGUGAACGUGUCGGUGUCGGUGGGGGGCGUUGCCGUGCUGCGUUGCCAGGUGGAGGGCUCCAUGCGCUACAACCUCACGUGGCUGAGAUCCGGCGCGGUUCUGGCCCAGCGCUCGGGCCGGGUCCGCCAGCGACCGGACGCCUCGCUGGAGAUCAGCGCCGUGACGGCGCAGGAUGCCGGCCAAUACCAGUGCGUGGCCACCAACUCCCACGGAGACAGCCGCAUCAACGUCUGGCUGCUGGUGCCAGAGGCCCCGCGUGUGGAGGUGAGGCCCCAGGAGCAGAGCUUCACGCUGGGCUCGGAGGUGACCCUCUCCUGCUCCGCCUCUGGCUCUCCUCCACCAAAGCUCUUCUGGAGCCACGGGAACAUAUUCAUCAGCCGCAACUACAGGAUGAGCGUGUCCGAGCGCGGAACCCUCACCAUCAGACACGCCGUGGCCGAGGAUGCUGGGAACUACACCUGCCUCGCCACCAACGAGGCUGGCACUGCCAGCCAGUCCACCUACCUCACCUACGCAGAGAAGCCGCGUGUGACUGCAGUGCACUCCACUGUGCUGGUGGAGUCGGGGGGAGACGCCAUCCUCCAGUGUAGCGCCAGCGGGACCCCCCCACCCCUCAUCCACUGGUACAAAGGUGAUCUGGACCUGGGCGAGGUGGCGUUUGCAGAGCAGGAUGUGCGGAGUGGUGAGCUGCGGAUCAGAGGGGUGCAGGAGCUGGACGCUGGACAGUACACCUGUGUGGCCAGCACACCUGCAGGAACCACCUCCGCAUCCGUGCACCUGGAGGUUGGAGUGUCCCCCCAGUUCUCCGAGGCUCCUCUGGACAUGGCGGUGGACGUGGGGGAGAACGUUACACUGCUGUGUGUCGCCCGCGGUGUCCCAGUUCCCACGGUAACGUGGCGUCGUGGAGACGGCCGUGUCAUCUCUACCAAACCAGGCGCCCAUGGCAACGACCUGCAGCUGGCAUCCAGAGUUCUGCAGAUCCAGAGUGUGUGGCUGGAUGAUGAAGGCGUGUACACCUGUGAGGCUGGGAACCCGCUUGGAUCCAUCAGAACCGAAGCCAGAGUCUCUGUCACUGGUGUCGCUCCAGUCAGCACUACCGUGAUUGGUCAGUCCCUGACUAUCCCUUGCAUGCUAUUGGACGGCGUGCCACUUCCUGAAAGGGUCUGGACACAUAACGGACAACAGGUGGAGUUCAGUAGUCGAGUGUUCCUCCGCAGUGACGGGAGUCUGCAUGUGGAGAGGGCCGCUGCAGAGGAUUCUGGGACGUAUGUGUGCACUGCCAUAAACGUGGCCGGAUCAGCAAACAUCUCCGUCAUGCUGGAGGUUCAUGUGCCUCCGGAGGUCACCCAGGGGCCCGUGCACUACAUCGCCAACGAGGGCGUGGCCAUCUCCCUCUCCUGCGUGGCCAGAGGAGUACCACAGCCAACCCUGCUCUGGGCCAAGGGAAGAGACCCCGUCCCCCCCCAGGGUUCGGCGCUGCGCUGGGCCCCCGAUGGCGAGCUCCACAUCCCGAGCCCCAGCACGCGGGACGCAGGGGUGUACGUGUGCACCGCCACCAGCCCCGUGGGGUACGCCAGCCGAGAGGUGCAGCUCAGCGUCAACACGAAGCCCAAGAUAGCAGGAGUGGACGAGCAGCAGAAGCCAGUCAAGAUGGCCGCCGAGGUAGGGUCAGAGGUCGUGCUGCCGUGUGAGGUGGAGGGAAGCCCGACCCCAUCGGUCACCUGGAGCCGCAACGGCCACCCCAUCCCUCCCGUCACCGCGUGGUUCACUGUUCUUCCAUCUGGCUCUCUGAAGAUCAUGGAUGUGCGCGUGAUUGACAGCAAGAUGUACACCUGCUCUGCAGCCAACCCAGCUGGCAACGUGUCCCUCACCUACAAUUUACAAGUUCAAGCGAAACCGCGGAUCCAGGCGGCGCCCUCAUCACUGAAGGCCCUGAUUGGCCAGACGGUGGUUCUGCCGUGCGUGGUCCAGGGGGAACCGAGGCCCGAGAUCACAUGGUUCCACGACGGAACCGUGGUGGGCCACCAGAACACGCUGAAGAUCACGGCGGUCACACACUCGCACAGCGGAACAUACCGCUGCGUGGCCAAGAACAGCGCUGGGCAGGAGUCCAUACACACCACCCUGGAGGUGCUAGAGGCUCCACACUUUGAAGAGAAGGGAGAGGUCAUCAUCGAGAGGGUCGCCCACAGCCCAGUCACCAUCCCUUGCCCUGCCCGAGGAGAGACACUGAGCCUCACCACGCAGGAGACACUGGGCCCCACCACGCAGGAGACACUAGGCCUCACCACGCAGGAGACACUGGGCCUCACCACGCAGGAGACACAGGGCCUCACCAUGCAGGAGACACAAGGCCUCACCAUGCAGAAGACACUGGAGACACAGUCUUUCACCAUACAGGAGACACGUUCUCCUCAGCCAAUGGUGCGCUGGUUUAAGAAUGGCCUGGAAGUCCAGCACAGCCAAUCAGAGCUGGGCAUCAGCAUCACCCCGGAGGGCUCGCUGCUGAUUGGCUCCCUGUCUGCCAGUCACAGCGGAGACUAUAAGUGUGUGGCCACCAAUGAGGCAGGCUCGGUGGAGAGGAAGACCCGCCUUAAAGUUAUCGUCCCCCCAGAGAUCCAGGAUGAUGGGCAGCCCCUGAACCUGACGGUGACCCAGAAGCAGCCUCUCACGCUGGGCUGCGACGCCUUCGGCAUCCCCUCACCCUCCAUCACCUGGACCAAAGACGGCAAACCUGUGGUCCAGACCCCGGGGGUGUACCUGCAGAAUGGGAACAGACUUCUGCGGAUCUAUCGGGUCCAACCGGAACACGCAGGCCGGUUCUCCUGUACGGCGCAGAACCCAGCAGGGGAGACACGCAGGGACUACAACAUAGACGUGCAAGGUUCUGGAGGGGUGCAGGAUGUGUCUGUGGUGGUGGACCAGCAGGUGGAGAUGCAGUGCCGUGUGAGUGGGAAGCCCCUGCCCAGAGUGGAGUGGACCCGGGAUGGAGACGGUGACCCUCAUGUGGAGUUCCUGGAGGAGGGGCAGGUGCUGCGGGUGAAGGCGGUGCGUGUGAGAGACCAGGGCCUCUACCAGUGUGUGGCCACCAACAACGCAGGAGCACAGACACGCCAGUUCAGACUCACCGUCCAGGAGGCUCCGUCCAUCCGGGGCGCGGCGGAGGCGGAGGCGGAGGAGGUGUCGGUGGUGCUGGGCUUCCCCGCGGUGCUGCGCUGUGAGGCGGAGGGGGCUCCGCGGCCGAGCAUCACCUGGCUGCGGGACGGCCUGCCGCUGGUGUCCAGCCCCCAGACCACCUACCUGCGCGGCGGGCAGGAGCUGCGGCUGGGCGCUAGCCGCGCGGGCGACGCCGGGUCCUACACCUGCCGCGCCACCAACCCGGCGGGCACCGCACACCGCCUCUACACGCUCGGCAUUCUGGUUCCUCCUCAGAUUGAAGGUGGGGACUCGUCGGUGUCGGUGACGUUCGGCCGCAGGGAGGAGAAGGUUCGCAUCAACGGAACCCUCCAGCUGUCCUGCCUGGCCAAGGCCUUCCCUGAGCCCACCACCCAGUGGUUCAAAGACGGACAGCUGGUGAAGGGUGCGUCUCACCCCGGCCUGCGUGCGGACGAUCACCUGUUGCACCUGGAGAAUGCAGCUCUGACGCACGAGGGACAGUACACCUGUGUGGUCACUAACCCCGCCGGAGAGGACAAGAGGGACUUCCACGUCACCAUACAGGUGCCCCCCAUCUUCCAGCGCGUGAGUAACGGCGUGCUGGGCUGGUCUCUGGGUGAGGAUGAGGAUGAUGAAGGGGAGGCGGUGGUGGAGCAGAGGGAGGUGGUGCUGGGUCACCCCGUCACACUCACCUGCGAGAGCAACGCCAUCCCCCCUCCCCAGCUCAGCUGGUACCGCCACGGGCACAAGCUCACCAGCGCAGACGGAGUCGUACUGCUACCGGGGGGUCAGACGCUGCAGAUUCCUCGUGUGCAGCUGGAGGAUGCUGGGAAAUACACGUGUGAGGCGGUGAACGAGGCCGGAGAGGACAGCAUGACCUUUGACCUGGAAGUACUCGUUGCCCCGGUGAUCUCCAGCCAAUCGGAGGAGUUUGUGGAGGAGGUGAGUGCGGUGGCCAACAGCACGGUGGUGCUGCGGUGUGACGCCACAGGUAACCCAGCGCCCAGCAUCUCCUGGCUCAGGGACGGGCGGCCGCUCUUCGGAGGAGACCACCACCAGAUACUGGAGGAUGGAGCAGCACUGGAGCUCCUGGGUGUGCAGGUGUCGGACAUGGCCGGAUAUCUGUGUGUGGCAGAGAACAAGGUGGGUGCUGUGGAGAAGCUCUUCAGCCUGUCUGUGCGAGUUCCGCCAAAGAUGAUUGGCCAGAAGGAGGAGGAAGUGAGUGUGGUGGAGGGUCACAUGGUGUCGUUGCUAUGCGACGUGCAGGCGUACCCCCCACCUGAGAUCACCUGGACACGAGACGGACAGGUGCUCCAGUUCAGCACCGGGAUGCACAUACUACCAGGUACACACACGCUUCAGCUACCACGGGCUCGUAAGGAGGACGCUGGUCAGUAUGUUUGCACAGCCACCAAUUCAGCUGGACAGGACCAGAAGAGCAUCCUGCUCAACGUCUACGUUCUCCCGUCCCUGGCGCCGCGCCCUGAGUAUGAGUCAGAGGUCAUGACCCCUCAGGUGGGGUCAACGGUGUCGCUGAGCUGCGAGGCCCAGGGCACACCGGCACCCGAGGUCACAUGGUACCGCAACGGCCUCCAGCUCGCCCCCGGCAACGGCCUCAAGAUAGAGCGCCACCGUCUGGACAUCCAGGGAAUACAGGUGGCUGACGGGGGGCUGUACACCUGUAAGGUGUCCAAUGUGGCCGGCCAUGCGGACCGCGCCUUCAGAGUCACAGUACACGUGCCCCCGGUGCUGGAGGGUCCUCUGCACGAGUCGCUCACCCAGACGCUGGGCACCCACGUCAGCCUGCUGUGUGAGGCCACUGGCGUACCUGUGCCCAGCGUCACAUGGCUCAAGGACGGCACGCCCAUCGAGAGCAGUCUCCAGUGGCAGUGGUCAGUUCGGGGCAGCAGGUUGGAGCUGGGUCCUCUGCAGCUCUCCCACGCCGGCACAUACACCUGCGUAGCCAAGAACAACGAGGGACAGACACAGAAGGACUACGCCCUCACUGUACAGGUGUCCCCCAGCAUCCUGGACUCUGGGCGUCCGUCUGAUGUGAGUGCGCCCGUAGGGGAGGAGUUGACUCUGGAGUGCCGGGCCAUGGGCACCCCCACGCCACAGCUCAGCUGGCUCAAGGACGGCACCGCACUGGACAGCUCGGACGCAGGACACCUCAGUAUCUCACCAGAUGGGGGCGCCCUGACUCUACUGAGCCUACGACCAGAGGACUCUGGGACGUACACGUGCCUGGCUGUGAGCCCGGCCGGACAGGAGAGCAAGAUCUACUCCCUCUUCGUCAUGGUACCCCCGUCCAUCAGCGGGGAGAGCAGCAGUCCCCGUGAGCUGCAGGCCACUCAGGACAGUGUGGUCACUCUGGAGUGCCAGACGGCCGGGAACCCGCCGCCCCAGAUCAGCUGGCUCAAGAACGGACGCCCACUGGCCCUGUCCCCACGCACACGCCUCCUCAGCAGAGACUCUGUAGUCAGGAUCUCUCCGGUGCAGCUGUCUGAUGCAGGUGUGUACACCUGUGUGGCCCGCAGUCGGGCUGGUCAGGACCAACUGAACUUUGACCUGCAGGUUCAAGUCCCUCCAGGUGUGGACCAUGUGGAGCCUACGGAGCAGGUGACGGUGGUGUCGGGGUCUCAGGUGACGCUCACCUGUGAGGCGCGUGGCGUGCCCCCGCCCACUCUCACCUGGCUGAAGGACGGCCAGCCGCUCUCGCUGCAGCGCAACCUGCUAUUGGACGGCCAGGAGACGCGCUUCCAGCUGCCCCUCGUGCGAUUGGCCGACGCCGGACUCUACAGCUGCGUCGCCUCCAACCAGGCGGGGUCCAGCACCAAGACCUUCAACCUCACCGUGCUGGAACCCCCACGUAUCUCGGGCUCGUCGUCCCCGGAGGAGAUGCUGGUGGCGGUGGACAGCGUGCUGGAGCUGGAGUGUGUGGCCGAGGGCGUCCCCCCUCCCUCCCUGAGCUGGCUGAAGGACGGCCGACCCCUGGGGGAGAGAUCUGACCUCAUCCAGAGGGGGGGGCAGCUCCUCAGGAUCAAUAAAGUGCAGGUGGAGGAUGCAGGCCUGUACACCUGUCUGGCCUCAAGUCCAGCUGGGGAGGACGGCAGGAAUCACUGGGUCAGAGUCCAAGUUCCGCCCACCCUGCUCGGCUCGGAUGAUGUCAGAGUGGUCACCGUGCCGAUAAAAGGUCACCUGACCCUGGAGUGCCAGACGGACGGAGACCCGCCCCCUAUGAUCGAGUGGCACAAGGACGAGGCCAAGCUGCAGCCGGGCGGUCGUAUCCAGAGCAUCGCUGGCGGUCAGAUCCUGGAGAUUGCGGACGUGCGGGCGGAGGACAGCGGCCAGUACAGCUGCAUGGUGACCAACAUCGCCGGGAGCAACAGCCUCUUCUUCACCGUGGAGAUCUUAUUGCCUCCGGUCAUCAGAGAGGGCAGCUCAUUGGUCACGGCACAUGUCAAUCAGGAUGCUGUCCUACCGUGCGAGGUGGAGGACGGGACGUCUCCGUCAGUGAUCUGGAGGAGGGACAGCGGUCCACUGGCGCUAGGCAACGGCAGGUACACUCUGCUGUCCGAGGGCUCUCUGCGUAUCGAGUCUGUCCAGGUGAGCGACGCAGGCAGGUACUACUGCACAGCCUCCAAUGCAGCAGGCUCAGACCACCGGGGCAUGGACCUCAGAGUGUAUGUUGGCCCCUCCAUCAGUCCGGGGCCCCUGAAUGUGACGGUGACGUCGGGCCUGCGUGCCGUGCUGAGCUGUGAGGUCACAGGUGCACCUGCUCCCAGCGUCACCUGGAGGAGGAACGGAGCGCCACUCAACACCGACCUCACCUCAGGGACCUACAGACUGCUGUCCUCUGGCUCUCUGGUGCUGCUGGCGCCCUCUGAGGACGAUGAGGGCUACUUCGAGUGUGUGGCCGACAACGAGGCCGGAGAGGAGCGCAGGGUCAUAGAGGUCAUCCUCCAAGUGCCCCCGACCAUCGAGGAUGAUGUCACCACGGUGACGGCCGUUAAGAUGUCUGCCGUGGUUCUGCCCUGCCAGGCCGCGGGCCGCCCGCAACCCUCCGUCAGCUGGACCAAGAGCGGCGCUCAGCUGGGCACACGAGGGGGUAGUCACCGGGUCCUGCCCACGGGUGCUCUGGAGAUCACUGCUAGUCUCCCAAGCCAUGCGGGGAGGUACACCUGUGCAGCCCACAACCCUGCAGGUGUGGCCUACAAGCAUGUCACCCUCAGCGUGCAAGAGCCUCCAGAGGUGCGGCCCAUGGCGGAGGAGGUCCAGGUGGUGCUGCACCAGGGUGUGGUCCUGCCCUGUGAUGUCACAGGCUUCCCCCGACCCUCCAUCACCUGGCAGAGGGAGGGCGUUCCCUUGGCAACCGGGCACCGGAUGGCGGUUCUGUCCAAUGGAGCCCUCAAGUUCUCUCGGGUUACCCUGGGCGAUGCCGGAACCUACCAGUGCCUGGCUCAGAACGCAGCGGGCACCGCCGUGGGUAGAGUACGUCUGGUGCUGCAAGUGCCCCCGGUGCUGAGUGUCCCGCGGCCGGACUACACGGCUGUGCUGGGCCAGCCUGCCACCCUGGAGUGUGGUGCGGACGGGCAGCCUCCCCCCGAGGUGAGCUGGCACCGGGACCGCCGCCCCCUGGUGGACGGCACGCACCUGCGCGUCUUCGCCAACGGAACCCUGCGCAUCACGGCCGUCCAGCGCAGCGACGCGGGUCUCUACACGUGCUCCGCACACAACACCGCCGGCAGGGCCAGCCAUGACGUCAGACUCAUCAUCCAGAUCCCGCCCAUGAUUCCUGUUGGCCAGUCGGAGCUGUCAGUCAUCCAGGGUUUCCAGGCGCUGUUGCCAUGCGCCGCUCAGGGACAGCCGGAGCCGCGGGUCACCUGGGAGAAGAGCGGCCUCCUGGUGCCCAACCUGCCCGGGAAGUUCACCACGCUCCGCUCAGGAGAACUCAUCAUCGAGAGGGCUGAGCCUGGCGACACAGGUGUGUUUACCUGCGUGGCCACCAACGCCGCUGGCUCGGCCCGGCAGGACAUCCAGCUGUGGGUCAACAUGCGGCCGGCCUUCAAAGAGCUGCCCGGAGACGUCACGCUCAACCGGGGGCAGCCGCUCAGCCUGUCCUGCCACGCCCAGGGCACUCCCUCACCCAGCAUCACCUGGACGUUCAACAACAGCCCACUUACAGGGGUGACGGUGGACGAGUCUGGCCGCAGCUCGCUGCUGGUGGAGAACGUGACGGCGGCUGACGCGGGCACCUACGUCUGCGUGGCGGAGAACAGCGUGGGCAGCAUACGGGCGCUGGCCUUCGUGCGGGUCAGAGAGCCCCCGUCGCUGCGCGGGGAGGCGCACACGUCCCAGCUGGUUCCGCAGGGCGGGGCGGUUCUGCUGGACUGUGCCGUGCGAGGUGACCCGGUGCCCGCGCUGCGCUGGUUCCGAGAUGGACGGCCGCUCCUGGGCUCCAUGAGACUCCACCCCCUACGCAACGGCUCAUUGGCCAUCUACAGCGUCACGAGUGGAGACUCUGGGGAGUAUCGGUGUGUAGCAGAGAGUGAGGCUGGUGUGGCGGAGAGGACCAUCUCUCUCAAAGUUCAAAUCCCUGGAGGAUACUCCAGCUGGCAGUCCUGGAGCCCUUGUAGUGUCAGCUGUGGGCGGGGCAUCCAGGAGCGAAUCAGAUUGUGCAACAGCCCAGCUCCAGCCAAUGGCGGGCCUCCAUGUGAGGGCCCUAGUGUGGACUCCAAAGCGUGCCAGGCCUCUCUGUGUCCAGGGGAGUCUCCUCGGCGUGCGCGGGGCAGUUUGAUCGGCAUGGUGAACGAGCGGGAGUUUGGUGUGGCCUUCCUGGAGGCCAACAUCACAGAGAACCCUGAGGAGGGCACCAGCACACUGCAGGCCCACGUGGACAACAUCCCCCCCAGCGUGGGUCCUCUCCUGCGUGUGCUAGUGUCCGUGUUUGCCCCCAUCUACUGGACCACAGUGCACCAGACGGAGGAGACCAUGAACGGCUACUCACACACUCAGGGCAACUUCAGACAGGAGUCUCAGCUGGAGUUCGAUACUGGGGAGAUCCUGAAGCUAACACAUGUUGCUCGAGGCCUUGACUCUGAGGGGGUGCUCCUGGUGGACAUAGUCAUCAAUGGCUACCUGCCCCCCACACUGGCCACCUCACACCUCACCCUACAGGAGUUUGACGAGUCGUACGUGCAGACGGGCGCCGGGCAGCUGUACGGCUGGUCGUCCCAGAGCCACCGGCGCGGAGACGGAGACGGAGACGGGUCUCCCCUGGCGCUGCGCUGCAACCACACGCUGGCCUUCGAGGGGCCCGACGACUCCGAGCGCCGGGGACCCCUGCUGCAGCUGCUCCGCCUCUCCGCCCUCAGCGGCGGCUACAGCACGCUCACGCUCAGCCUGGACUUCCAGAUGACCGCUACGCUAAUGCUGCCAGGAUACAGCAUGCUAACGCUCAGCCUGGACUUCCAGAUGACCGCUACGCUAAUGCUGCCAGAUGGUGAUGGAGAGUCGUGCCCCAAUGGGUUUGAGCUGGACACAGCUUCAUACUGCACUGACGAGGACGAGUGUGCUGUAGGGUCUCCCUGCUCUCACUCCUGCAACAACAUCAUGGGCGGAUUCUCCUGCACCUGCCCCACCGGAUUCUCCAUCUCCCCCAAAUCACACACCUGCCAAGACAUUGACGAGUGUGGCCAGGGCUCGCACAUGUGCCACUACAACCAGCUGUGUGUGAACACCGUGGGCACCUACCGCUGCCAGGCCCGCUGCGGACCCGGCUUCAAGCCCGGCGGAACCGGAACCGGCUGCGAGGAUGUGGAUGAGUGUAAGGAGUCGGCGGUGUCGCCAUGCCAACACCAGUGCCUCAACACACUGGGCUCGUACCGCUGCGCCUGUCACACGGGGUACCAGAUGUCUGGGCAUCGUUGUCUAGACAUCAAUGAGUGCAUGAGAAGCGUGUGUCCAGCCAAUCAGCAGUGUCGGAACACAGAAGGCGGGUACCAGUGCUUUGACAGCUGCCCCGCUGGCAUGACGUCCGCCGAGGACGGAUCCUGCGCGGACAUUGAUGAGUGUCAGGACGGCAGUCACAUGUGCCGCUACAGCCAGAUCUGCCAGAACACAGUGGGAGGCUACGGGUGUGUGUGUCCCAGAGGGUACAGCUCACAGGGGGUCGGCCGCCCAUGCCUAGACAUCGAUGAGUGCCUGCAGAACCCCAGCCCUUGCGCCCACCAAUGCCGCAACGUUCCGGGCAGCUUCCGGUGCCUGUGCCCGCCUGGCACGGUGCUGCUGGGCGACGGGCGCUCGUGUGCGGGGCUGGAGCGCGGGCACACGCUGCGUAACGGAACGCGGGUGCGGGUGCCCCUGCGGCCCCAGCUGGUGUCUACGCUGGGCAGACCCUACCUGCCCAGGGUGGCGCUGGUGCCCGAGCGCCAACACAGCUCACGGAGCCCGCGCCACGGCUGCCCAGCCGGAUACACCAGCCAGGAUGGCACCUGCGUGGAUAUUGAUGAGUGUGCCCAGAGGAAGCCAUGCCAACAUGAGUGCAGGAACACCGUGGGUAGCUACCGCUGCCUUUGCCCGCCCGGGUACCAACUUAUGCCCAACGGACGCACCUGCAAAGACAUCGAUGAGUGUGCCGUCCAAGGGGUCCAGUGUGGGCUCAAUCAGAUGUGCUUCAACACACGCGGGGGCUACCAGUGCCUGGACACACCCUGCCCUGCCUCCUACCGCCGCGGAGGAACACCGGGGACGUGCUACCGGCCGUGCUCCCGUGUGGACUGCUCGGCGGGCGGCUCUCCUCUGCUGCUGCAGUACAAGCUGCUGACCCUCCCUCUGGGCAUCCCGUCCAGCCACAGCGUCGUGCGCCUCUCCGCCUUCUCCGAGGCCGGAACGCUGCAGGAGCGCACCUCCUUCCGGCUCCUGGAGCAGAGCUCCGACGACGGCAGCCGGCCGUUCGGGAUCCGGGACGAGGGCGGCCGCGGGAUCCUGUUCACGCUGCGGCGCCUGGAGCGGCCGGGACUGGUCAAGCUCAGGGUGCAGGCCACCACGCUGGGGGAGCAGGGCCGAGUCACCUACCAGAGCAUCUUCAUCAUCUACAUCUCCAUCUCCACCUACCCCUACUGA